Fusarium venenatum is the source of this 813-nucleotide messenger RNA. RefSeq lists its product as uncharacterized. The record is from RefSeq and is a predicted model, not a curated record. NCBI's taxonomy places the organism in Eukaryota, Fungi, Ascomycota, Sordariomycetes, Hypocreales, Nectriaceae.
AUGGCCGGCAUACGUACUCUCGAGGCGAAGGCCCAUGCUAAAGAUGAGGCGCACAGAAAAAAGCUCCAAGAAGAGGUCGAGCGACGCAAAGCCCAGGAGCAGGACAAAAGUCGAGGCGAAAACGUGUGGUUCUCUCGUCGGAUCAAAGAUGGUCACUUAUAUCACUGGGCGCUAUUUGUCUACGGCAAGAAAUACGAACUAAGGCUUCCGUCACGGCAGAAUUUCAAGAGCCUACCAAAUGGACAUCUUGUCGGGUCUAUAAUCCCUUCGAUCAAUUAUGAGAGCAAUAUUGCGCCGUGGUCGAUGCAAGACGAGAUGAUGCGGCUUCGACAGGAAAGUCUUGACAACGAGGGCAAGCCGUAUGCUCAGGACUACUAUAUCUGUCAGAUUGGCUGGACCAAGUUGGCAGAGAAGGAAGUUGAUGAUCAUUGCGAGGCUGCUCAGAAAUCCUUUGGUGUAUAUGUCCUCGGUUUCAACGACUGUCAGAGUUUCCUGCGGCGAUUUGCAAAGCUUAUUAUUCAACAGCCAGAGGACUGCGCUCUUGAUUUCCCUUGGUUCGAGAAGAAUGUACAGACUCCCUAUCACCAACUGCAGCUUGUUGCUGCGGAUGAGAACAUCAAAAGGUUCCAGCUUUACAUGCAAAUAGCCGUAUAUGGGGCUGCGGGUGCGACAGUCGGGGCCGCCGUGGAGACGUAUGACCACCAAUAUCAAACGCAAGAGCCAAUGACCAGGACAAACAAAAAAGAGGGCGAGAACUCAAAGUCGAAUAAUAAGGAUGACGGAUGCUGUGACUGUGAUGGUGGUUGCUGCUAG